Messenger RNA from Medicago truncatula (barrel medic), 1088 nucleotides. Its product is annotated as agamous-like MADS-box protein AGL19. Lineage: Eukaryota; Viridiplantae; Streptophyta; Magnoliopsida; Fabales; Fabaceae. The transcript is spliced from 8 exons. Bases 245 to 862 code for a protein of 205 amino acids. Gene Ontology annotation, biological process: positive regulation of transcription by RNA polymerase II. The record is from RefSeq and is a predicted model, not a curated record. Gene Ontology annotation, cellular component: nucleus. Gene Ontology annotation, molecular function: DNA-binding transcription factor activity; RNA polymerase II transcription regulatory region sequence-specific DNA binding; protein dimerization activity.
UAAUACCUAGACAUCUAGGUAGGUUACAUAGGGAGAGUGGGGCAUUCACUGCAAUCAAUCAACUGGUCAUUCAUCCCCUCUGCUCUUUCUUAUUUUUCUCUUUUCAUCAUAGCAAAACUUCUGCUAGGGUUUCUCUGAUUGAACCUGUAUUGGCUUCUUUGAGGGUUGAGAUAACAAAAGAUUCCAUUCUUUUCUUCCACUAAAUAUUUGUCAGUUCAGAUCUUACCCUCAAAGAGAGUUCAUAAUGGUGAGAGGAAAAACUCAAAUGAAACGCAUCGAAAAUGAGUCAAACAGACAAGUAACUUUCUCAAAGAGAAGAAAUGGACUGCUUAAAAAGGCCUUUGAACUUUCAGUGCUUUGUGAUGCUGAAGUCGCACUCAUCGUCUUCUCUACCACAGGGAAACUCUAUGAGUUUUCUAGUUCAAGUAUAAGCAAGACAGUGGAACGCUAUCAAGGGAAAGUCAAGGAACUGGUUCUCAGCACCAAAGGAAUCCAAGAAAAUACACAGCAUCUAAAGGAAUGUGAUAUCGACACAACAAAGAAGUUGGAACACCUAGAACUUUCCAAAAGGAAGCUGUUGGGAGAAGAAUUGGGUUCAUGUGCUUUUGACGAAUUACAACAGAUUGAAAAUCAACUUGAACGUAGCUUAAGCAAAAUAAGGGCAAGAAAGAAUCAAUUGCUCAAGGAGCAAAUUGAAAAGCUAAAAGACAAGGAAAGGUUACUUCUUGAAGAAAAUAAACGCUUAUGCAAGCAGUGUGGAAUUGGACAAAAUGAUUGUUUAAAUAAACAACAAGAAAGUGUGCAUGACGAGGAGGUGGAGACAGAAUUGUUCAUAGGGCGACCAAAGAAAAGAAUGAAUUGAGAGCUGAAACCAGCAACAUAAGAAGAAUAUAAUUAACAUUGAAAGUUAAUAAUGUCUAUAUAAAUAAAUAUUCAUCCGCAUUGAAAGUUUAUGUUAUAUCUAAUUAAAUACGUAACUUUUGUUGUACUGCAUCAAUAAUAUUAAUCACAACGUACGAUGCUUGUGAACGUUGUUUGUCAGAUAAUAAUCUAACUCAUAUAUCAAUUGUUAAUUUUUGUUUUGAUAA